Molecule: messenger RNA, 2644 nt
Organism: Pristis pectinata (smalltooth sawfish)
Lineage: Eukaryota; Metazoa; Chordata; Chondrichthyes; Rhinopristiformes; Pristidae
Product: C-type lectin domain family 4 member F-like
Exons: 24
Coding region: 23-2188 (721 amino acids)
Source: RefSeq, a predicted model, not a curated record
UUCGCAGAAGCGCGUCGAACAGAUGGAUCUUGCAAAUUCUGCUAAAAACGCCCAGCAGAAUUUAAGCAUAAGUGACAACGAGAACUCUGAAUUAUUCAAAGACGACUCAAAAUGGACUCGACUGACGAAACUGAAGCAAGAGGAAAGGACUGUGAGGGUCAUUCUCACGUUGUGUCUGAUUUUCCUUGGUGCCCUAACAGUACUGUCCGUUAUUGCAUAUCUGGAGUUCUCUGUUGCUAUUAAAGAACUGCAAGAUUCAGUUAAAAAUAUCACUGGAUCAAGCACACACCCAGGAAACGAAGCACAGGUCGGCUACGCGGAAAGAUUUGACUACAGUAAAUCAGAGCAAGAAAGGAAAACCUCUGCGAUAAGGAUUUCGAAGGAAUUGAGUGAGUUGAAAGAGUCUGUCAAGCAGCUGAAUACCGAACUCCAACAGCUGCAAGGACAAAAGAUGAAAGACAACAUGAAACAACUGCAAGACUCACAGAGACAAAUAUUUUCUGAUCUUCAAAAUCUCAAAGAUUUACAGAUCAGUGAUCAGAUUAACCAGCUGCAAACCUUAAUGGAUACUCUAAACGUGUCCACACAUUUUGAUCUACAAAGUCUUAAACAACAAGACCUACAGAUUUCAGUGGAAAUGAAUCAGUUACAAGAAUCUGACAAGCACUUGAGUUCUGAACUGCAACAACUGAAAGGACAAAAGAUGAAAGACAACAUGAAACAACUGCAAGACUCACAGAGACAAAUAUUUUCUGAUCUUCAAAAUCUCAAAGAUUUACAGAUCAGUGAUCAGAUUAACCAGCUGCAAACCUUAAUGGAUACUCUAAACGUGUCCACACAUUUUGAUCUACAAGGUCUUAAACAACAAGACCUACAGAUUUCAGAUGAAAUGAAUCAGUUACAAGAAUCUGACAAGCACUUGAAUUCUGAACUGCAACAACUGAAAGUUAAGAACGCAAAAGAUGACGAGAAGGAUUCAUUUGCUUCUAUUACACUGGUUUCUGAGGAACUGAGCCUUGUGAAAGAAGACGGUCAAAAGAUGAAGGAGAACAUGAAACAAUUGCAAGAUUCACAGAGACAAAUACUUUCCGAUUUGCAAAAUCUCAAAGAUUUACAGACCACUGAUCAGAUUAACCAACUACAAACCGCUAUGGAUAUUCUAAACAUGUCCACCCACUUAGAUCUGCAAAGUCUUAAACAAGAAGGCCUUCAGAUUUCAGAGGAAAUGUAUCAGUUACAAGAAUCUGACAAGCGCUUGAGUUCUGAACUGCAACAACUGAAAGGGCAAAACCCAGAAAGCCUGCAAAACUCACAGAAAAAAAUACUUACUGAUCAACAAAAUCUCAAAGAUUUACAGCUCGGUGAUCAUAUUGGCCAAAUGCAAACUCUUAUGGAUACUCUAAACAUGUCAACUCUAUCUGAGCUACAAAAUCUUAAACAAGAAGGUUUCCAGUUCUCAGAAAACCUAAAAGUGAUUACUGGUUCUAUUACUAAUGUUAAUGUUUCGUUGUUAUCCAGACUUCAAAGAAUGGAACAAAAUGCUGUAACUGUACUUACCAACAUUCAAACAAUGCAGGAUUCUCUCUCAAGGCUUAGAGUGAAUGUGCAGACUCUGAAGGCAACAGAUAAACAGUUUUCUGAAGACCAAAAACAGAGCUCCAAUUCCACAGAGUUAUUCAAAAAUUCAUUUUCAUCUCAGCUCCAGAAUGUGAAGUCACUUGUCUCAAGCUUAUCUGACAAGAUGCUAAAGCUGGAAGAAUCGAAUUCAAACCUGAGGGGGAUGUUACAGUCCAAGGUCAGGAAUCACUGCCCAGAACAUUGGAUGUUAUACGCUGGCAGGUGCUAUCUAUUUUCAUUGACUGAGGAGACCUUUACAAAUGCAAAGAGACAAUGUGCAUUAAAACAAUCACAUCUUGUGGGGAUUAACAGCAAGGCAGAACAGAAAUUCAUUGCUGAUCACACAUAUUCCAAGUUUUACUGGAUUGGACUCACUGACUCAUUGCAAGAAGGUGACUGGAUUUGGGAAGAUGGUACAAGCUACUCAAGUUCUCCAAAAUUCUGGAAGCCUGGUCAACCAGAUAACCACAAUAAAAUGGAACAUUGUGCUCACCUUGUUGCUCGAGGUCUGUGGAAUGAUGGUCCUUGCAGCAGGAAGUAUAAAUAUAUUUGUGAAAAAAUGCCUGACUGAUGUAAUAUGAAGAGAACAUUUAUGAAGAAGAGCAAACAAAAGAAUUUCAAAGUAACUGAAUAUUAAGCGUAAAAUGUCUGAUUCUUAUAAAAUGCCUAUUAACAUAAUUAUCACUGUUUGCUCCGUAUGCUCUUUAAAAGAUUUGGUCAUUCCAGAAUAUUCCAUGCACACAUCCAACAAAGAUCAGUUUUUGAAGAUUGCCAUGUGUUCUUUCCUUAAAGUAUAUCUUGCUUAACAUUACAUUAAAAUUAAUUAUUAACGAGAAGUUGUCUGGGCAAGAAUUAUUUACCAGGAAGUUGUAUACAAAUAUAUUCCAAUUUUUUCAUGAAAUGUUCAUUGAAAUUGCUUUAGUUGACUCUGUAACUCAUAUAAAUCUCAUUGGACAGUAUUUUCUGCGACAUCUUUCAAAGUAUUACUGAACAUUAUGAUUACAAUAAAGCUUUUACAUAACGAAGG